AGGCCUCGGCCGACCUCCGGCAGGAUGUGGCCGGGAGCUGAGGACUGGAGGGCGGAGUCCUGGCCCGAGGCCGGCCCGCUUGGGGGUGGGUCGAAGUGUGGCACCGACGCCCGCAGCUUGGCCGCGGCUACCGCCGCAAUAACGGAAGAGUGGCAGAGCCUUGGCGACGCGGGACUAAGCUCAGAGAUUCUAGUGCCCUGUUCGCCGAGCGAGGUGGGCGGGAAGCUAGGGAUUAUGGCCAGAGCCGGCAUGGAGCGGUGGCGCGGCCGGCUGGCCCUGGUGACCGGAGCCUCUGGGGGCAUCGGCGCAGCGGUAGCCCGGGCCUUGGUCCAGCAGGGAUUGAAGGUGGUGGGUUGUGCCCGCACCGUGGGCAACAUUGAGGAGCUGGCUGCUGAAUGUAAGAGUGCAGGCUACCCCGGGACUUUGAUCCCCUACAGAUGUGACCUGUCAAAUGAGGAGGACAUCCUCUCCAUGUUCUCAGCUGUGCGCUCUCAGCAUGGUGGUGUGGACAUCUGCAUCAACAAUGCUGGCCUGGCCCGGCCUGACACCCUGCUCUCAGGCAGCACCAGCGGUUGGAAGAACAUGUUCAACGUAAACGUGCUGGCUCUCAGCAUCUGCACACGGGAAGCCUACCAGUCCAUGAAGGAGCGGAAUGUGGAUGACGGGCACAUCAUUAACAUCAACAGCAUGUCUGGUCACCGAGUCCCACCCAACUCUGCGACCCAUUUCUAUAGUGCAACCAAAUACACCGUCACUGCGCUGACUGAGGGAUUGAGGCAAGAGCUUCGGGAGGCCCAGACCCACAUUCGCGCCACGUGCAUUUCUCCAGGUGUGGUGGAGACCCAGUUUGCCUUCAGACUCCAUGACAAGGACCCUGAAAAAGCAGCUGCUACCUAUGAAGUCAUGAAGUGUCUCAAACCUGAGGAUGUGGCUGAGGCUGUCAUCUAUGUCCUCAGCAGCCCCCCACAUGUCCAGAUUGGAGACAUCCAGAUGAGGCCCACAGAGCAGGUGGUCUAGUGUCCUGUGGGAGCUCUUCCUUCCUUCCCUACUCCUGAUGGCUUGGCUCCUGCCUCUGGAUUUUAGGUGUUGAUUUCUGAACCCCUGGAUCCUACUUUCUGUCUCUACCCCAAGGGCUAGAAUUUUUGUUUGAAGUUUUAAUAUCUUGUCAAAUCAUUUCCACUGCAAAUGUGAAAAAUGGGCUGGGGAGAGGAGGUGGGGGCCCUCAUUGCUUUUCCUGUUACACGCUAUGAGUUUCCUCCUUGGUCUCCUUCACCUUUGCUCUCCUCAGGCUUCCCUUUGAACUGGCAAAGGGGAUAUGGCCAAAAGGGGGGCUCCCCCAUCUUCUUGCAUCCCAACCUCUGUCCUUCAAGGUUGGAGUGGCAGAGAGAGGCCCUCACCUUACAUUUGAAUGGUUACCCAGGGCUCCAGCUUUCCUUCUCUCCCUGCCCCACUGCUUCCCCUUCCCCGUCCCUUCCCCUUUCCAGCUCUCCAGCCCAAUCUAGGUUUCUGUGCUUCGAGUGGGACCAUCUCUCUACUCUGACUAUAGGAGCAGAAUCCCAGGGCCUGGCUCCCAGUAGAUUUCACUGUGAUAAUUAAAAAAGAAAAAUCACAACCAACUUGA
Ictidomys tridecemlineatus (thirteen-lined ground squirrel) is the source of this 1621-nucleotide messenger RNA. RefSeq names its product dehydrogenase/reductase 11 (gene Dhrs11). The record is from RefSeq and is a predicted model, not a curated record. NCBI's taxonomy places the organism in Eukaryota, Metazoa, Chordata, Mammalia, Rodentia, Sciuridae.